AUGUCGCUCUCUCUGACGGGACGGGCGCUGCGUGCAUUCGCUCUCUCUCGCGCGGCUAGGCUCGGCGCCGGCUGCGCCGCGGCUGGUCUCGCCGCCUCUCAGACCGAGUGCCUCGGCGCGGAUGCUCGCCGCAUUUCAGAGAGCUGCGACGCGGUUGGCGUCGACAAGUCGCCGUCUACAGGACCGCGGCCUCUGAUGGAGCAGCUGACGAACCCUCCGCCGUUCGGGAGCGGCGCGUCGCGGUUCGACAUGUCCACGUAUGGCGGCCGAGCGCUGCACUUUCUGAAUGUGCUGGGCGACCCCACCACGCUGUGGACGAGCGCCGCCGAGCUGGAGGCGCACCGUGACUUGCUCAGAAGGCACGCAAAGGGCGAGAAGACCGGUGCGACCGACGCCGAGCUCUGGCGAGCCGACAAGGUCGUGACGGCCACCACGCGCGGCGAGACGGGCGAGAUGGUGCCUGCGCCUUUCCGCUUCUCGUUCUUCGCGUACGCCAACCUCGUCAUCUGCGCCGGCCUGCUGCGGCCGGACGCGUCGCUCGCGUCGGCUUGCGUCUUCUGGCGGUCGGCUGCCGCCAUGUCACAAGGGCGCUUCAUCGACGCGUCCACGGCGCGAGGCUCGUACAACGCGGGCGUCAACUGGUGCAACCGCUCCUCCGGCGAGGGCGACAUCCAGUCGCUCGCCACCGCCUACGUCGCCGCCACCGGCGCCGCUCUCGCCAUCGGCGUCGGCGGGACGGCCCUCGGCAAGCGGGCGGGCGGCGGCAUCGUCCGGCUGACGGUGCCGAUGUUGGGCGUUGCUCUGAGCGCCGUCCUCAACCUCGUCCUCACGAGGCGACGCCCGUCGAGGGCGGAGCUGGACGGAGUACCUGUGUACUCCACCGACGGGAUGGAGCUCGGCAUCUCCAAGGCGGCGGGAGUCCUCGCGCUCACAAAGUGCUCCGAGGCGCGCAUCCUCUGGACGUUCCUGCUGCUCACGGUGACGCCCGUGCUGUCGGGAGGCGCCCUCUCCGCGCUCCCUUCUGCCAUCUCCGCCAGCCCGACGGGCGCGAUGGCCGUCGACCUCGGCGCCACCUUCGCCUGCGCCAGGGCUCGUCGCGUCACCUUCGCCUGCAUCUGGCUCUUUGUCCCGCUCGCGAUGGCUGUGUGGCCGCAGCGCGACACGGUGGCCGUCUCGGCGCUCGAGGAGCAGUUCCAGGGCCUGAAGGAUAAGCAGAGGAGGCCGAUCGAGUUCGUCGAGUACAACAAGGGGCUCUAG
Emiliania huxleyi CCMP1516 is the source of this 1257-nucleotide messenger RNA. RefSeq names its product Sideroflexin. NCBI's taxonomy places the organism in Eukaryota, Haptophyta, Isochrysidales, Noelaerhabdaceae. Gene Ontology annotation, cellular component: mitochondrial inner membrane. Gene Ontology annotation, biological process: monoatomic ion transport; mitochondrial transmembrane transport. Bases 1 to 1257 code for a protein of 418 amino acids. Gene Ontology annotation, molecular function: monoatomic ion transmembrane transporter activity. The record is from RefSeq and is a predicted model, not a curated record. The transcript is spliced from 6 exons.